Fomitopsis serialis is the source of this 1467-nucleotide messenger RNA. RefSeq lists its product as uncharacterized. The record is from RefSeq and is a predicted model, not a curated record. Lineage: Eukaryota; Fungi; Basidiomycota; Agaricomycetes; Polyporales; Fomitopsidaceae. The transcript is spliced from 2 exons. Bases 1 to 1467 code for a protein of 488 amino acids. Gene Ontology annotation, biological process: signal transduction.
AUGGGCCAUGGCGGAGCGGACGGAGAGCUACCUCACCUCAAAGACCGCAUCCAAGACGUAGUUCACAAGGCGUUCUGGGACGAGGUGUCUGAGACACUAUCCAAUCCCUCCGCCGCCGUGCAGAUCCCGCGGCUCAGGCGAUUGUACGAAGAUAUACACGAAGCCAUCAAGCCCCUUAUGCCCGCGAACCAUCCGAUACGCCUCAUCCUGACAUGCCCGCUCUCGCCUACCUCUUUCCCCCUCCGGUCUGCUCUCACGCACUUCCGGGAACUGCUCGUUUGCCUCCGCUCCCGCUGUGCGCCCAUCAGAGACGCACACAUAGACGCGCUCAUACGGAACGUAGACGACCUACCGUCUCUGGCCUCGAUACCAGACAUGGCGAAGUUGGUAGCAGACACCGUGCGGUCAAUCCUGGAACUCGCGGAGCUCAUGAAGGAAGACCUCUCGCAGUUUGUCGUGGGUUCGAUGAGCGAGAAGCAGCUGCGCGCGGUGCUGAUGGUUCAGGCGGCCAAGCAGGAGAGAGAGGUGGUCUUCUCGCUGUGGCGUCCGGAACGGAUACAGGAGCGCUGGAGACAUUGGCUGGAGGAGCGGCAAACACACGACAACGUCCCAGCGGAUGGACUUCCGGAACGAGUAUGGGUACACCGCCUAGGACAAGCUCUGGCGCUUGCCAUCCCUGUGUCCUGUCCGCUUCCGACAAGACCCAUGCCAGGCGAUGCGGAUGACGAGAGUCGGACGGACACACCGACGAAUCCGACGAACACCCUUCCACCCCCGCUCUUCUUCGUCUACCCGACCCUGCUGUACAUACAGAAUUAUCUGCAGGCGCUGGUCAUCGCCGCUACCCUCCGCUCACUCGUCCGGCUUCCAACGCAGCAGCUGCACCGACCCAGCACGGAUGAAAGCGAUCAGGAGAGCUUCAUGGCGCGCCUCUGGACCCUCCUCCGAACCGAGAUCGACGAGCAGCCAGGCUCGGGCGAAACCAAGCUCGUGAACCUUGCGGACGAAGUCAUCCGCGUCCGCCGCAGGUUCACAGGGAGCGGAGACGCCCUGGACCCCGACGAAGAAGCGAGGUUGCGCGCCGCGGUAGACCGCACGCUGCAGCCGCACGAUCCGGUCUUUGCGCUGUUGCAGAAACGUUUGCUCGCGGCGAUCGCGGAGCGACUAGCGCACCCGGCAGAGACCUUGUCGCCUCGUUCGAGUACGAUGCAGUUACCGGAGCGACUGCAGACGGGCAGGGGGCAGCCAGGGAAGCGUCCGACACUCGGAUUGGCGUUGGACCACGAUGCAGCCGAAGACGCACGCGCGGCGGCUCGUUCGGAGCAGCUUAUGGUGAAGGGGUUCGAAGAUGAGGUGUUGGUGAAGGCGGUGGGCGAGGGUCUGUCGAAGCUGAGAUCGUGCGUUGAGUGGACCGAGCGAGUGUGGUCAGACUUGAUCAAGACAGGCGCUAUAGCAUCUUCUGCAUGA